This is a messenger RNA of Leguminivora glycinivorella, 4983 nucleotides long. It is a transcript of the gene Liprin-beta, whose product is annotated as liprin-beta-1. Gene Ontology annotation, cellular component: presynaptic active zone. The record is from RefSeq and is a predicted model, not a curated record. The transcript is spliced from 13 exons. Gene Ontology annotation, molecular function: protein binding. Bases 203 to 2686 code for a protein of 827 amino acids. Gene Ontology annotation, biological process: neuromuscular junction development. NCBI's taxonomy places the organism in Eukaryota, Metazoa, Arthropoda, Insecta, Lepidoptera, Tortricidae.
ACUAAUCUGAAUACAAAGUGCUUGCAAAUGCAACGAGAACACCCUUGAGCGGGAAUUUGUGCUUUUGUUUUUAUUUGCCGUUUUAUACCUUGGAUCAAAAGGGAAGUUUGUCCGGAAUGUUUCAGGCGCCCAUACUGCGAUCUAUUUCCGGGCGCGGGCGUCGGCCCUACUCGAUUAAGCGCCGCUCAUUUUGAUCUAAAACAUGCGCGAGCUCGGCCGCGAAGGCUCGGUAGUGGCGGCCACCAUCGCGGCUUUGCACAGUCGUUCCGCGAGUGACGGCAAGCACAGAGCUUCCAAGCUCCGCGCUACAAGCGUGCAGAGUUGCAAUAGUGGCCUGCGGUCUGAAAGGGAAGACUUGCGGCGCGUGUCGGGGUGCAGCGAGCGGCCCCUCUCAACCGCGUCGGAGGCCUCGGAGCGCGACUCUGCAUCCGUGCAAUCUAGCGAGGAGCCGCCCCCGAACGAGAGCGGCGACUCGGACAGCCCUGACGAAGCAACAGUGAAAUGCACGGCGUGGCCGGACGGAGCUAUACCCGCGCGCGCCGAUUCCAGCGACACCGAGUCCACCUCGUCGGCCGACGAUGAUUCCGACUUACAAGAUUUCGAAGUUCGAAGCGCCGAAGCUGACUAUCGAACUUUAACACCUAGCAGACGGCUAGACAACUCGACGCGUCGAGACGAUAACUUCAAAUGGAUGCCACCGGAAAAUAUGUCAGAUAUCGUCGAGCCAACUUCCAUGGAAUCGCGAACGGAAGAGCAGGUGUCGGGUAGUUUAGACAGGCGAAGGCGAGCUCCCGCCGAUCGCAAUGACCGUGACCGUAAAACUAGGUCAUCAAUGUCCACCAAACCGCCACAGCACCCUUCCAGCGUCCGCGCGUCACCACGACCGCGUCGCUCGCGCGUGGAGGAAACGCCUCCUGAUCUUCAGAGGAGAUGGAACUCGUACGAGCACUUCCGAUGGGGUCCUAGCCCCGACGGCAGCCCCGGCGGAUGGUGGCCUCCCAUGUGCUGGUGCCACGGACCACCUCCGCCGCCCUGUUGCAUGCACGACCGUUCUUGGCCCUCACACCCUUCUCUUCCUCCAGUACCAUCAAGGCCGUAUAAGAAUGACGCCGAAGACCGUGUACGUCGGCUCGAGGCGGACAAGGAGAGCUUACACCUGCAGGUGCAGGUGUUGUCAGAACAAGUGUCUGCACAGAGUGACAAAAUGGCCGACCUGGAGCGCGCUCUGUUGGACGCCAGGCAACGACUGGACGACGCCGAGCAGAGAUUACAAAAGGAAAUGCUUCAGCGUUCAUCUCUAGAGACGCAGAAGUUGGAGCUGCUGUCGAAGCUGAGCGAAGUGCGGCUGCAAGCGGCGGCGCGCGGCGUGCUCGAGCGGUCGCCGCCGCCAGACUCCACGCCCGUGGCCCGCCCCGCUCCGCCCAGGACGCCGCCAGCGAACUACGGGCGGCAGAUCGAGCGCAACACGCACGUGUACUCGUCGCUGCCGCGCUCCUCCGUGUUGGCCACGGGCUUCGGUAAACAACACACCAACACCAUGGUGGUGGCGCGCGGGCGCGGACACUCCGUGCCCAACCUAGCUGAAAAGGAGGAAGCAAUACCGCGCGGCAGUCCAUCGCCUUCCCUCCGAGACAUGCGGUCGCGGCUCGGCAGCGGCGGCGUGCGCCUCGAGGGCGAUGAGCUGCGGUCGUCCCUGCGUGUUCACACGCCGAGUCGCCGCCCGCCCGACACCAUGCCCUGGCAAACAACAGACGUGCGGCAAUGGGACUGUGACACGACAUGCGGUUGGUUGGAGUACCUCGGGCUCGAGACAUACGUGCCGGCGGCGCGCGCGUGGCUCGGCACGCAGGAGCGCGGAGCCCUCGCGUCCGCCUCACACGCCGCUAUCGAGAAGGAGCUGGCCUUAAAACACCCUAUGCAUAGGAAAAAGAUCGUGCUCGCUCUUACGGAUCUGUUGGGCGGGCACGGCGACCCGCUGCUGACGCUGGCGGGCGCGCUGGACGCGGCGUGGACGCUGCGCUGGCUGGAGGACGUGGGCGUGUGCGGCGCGCGCGCGGCCGCCGCCGACGCCGCGCUGGACGGCCGCGCGCUGCACCGCCUCACGCACACCGAGCUGCACCAGCACCUGCGCGUCUCGCACGCGCUGCACGCGCUCGCCGUGCGCCGCGGUAUCCAAGUGCUCCGGGACAACAAGUUCAACCCGGACACGAUGAUCCGGCGCGCGGCCGAGGGCGCCGCGGGCUCGAGCGAGCAGGAGGACAUCGCGCGCUGGUCCUCGCACCGCGUCAUGCAGUGGCUCAAGCAGAUAGACUUGGCCGAGUACGCGCCUAACCUGCGCGGAGCUGGUGUUCACGGCGGCUUGAUGCUGCUAGAACCAAGAUUUACGGCAGAACUGCUAGCCGCUCUACUAAACAUUCCCGCCAACAAGACUCUACUUCGGCGGCAUCUCACGCAGAGGUUCAAUGACUUGCUUGGCCGGGAUGUUAUUCAGCAAAAGCGGAAUGCUGAGCAAACUCUUGGUUACCAGCCUCUGACGGCUACUACUAAAUAUAAGGUACCAAAGAAGAGCCAGUUCUCCCUGAAGCGCAAGAAGAGCAAAGACGAGCUCGAGCUCGGGGACCUCGUGUGCCCGCUGCACGACGACUGCUCAGGUGACGCUAACCACACGUCGCCCGUGAGUUACUAACCGCACUAAUACACUAAUGGACGAUGAGAGUAAAAUCAGCGGAGGGCGUCGCGUCGGCUGUCUCUCCCCCGCGUGACCCCGCGCGCGCGCACUAGCGCCCUCGCACACAGCGCGCGCGCCUGCACGUGCACGUGCGCCUGCACGGGCUGCACGUGCACGUGCGCCUGCACGGGCUGCACGUGCACGUGCGCCUGCACGGGCUGCACGUGCGCCUGCACGGGCUGCACGAGCACGUGCGCCUGCACAGCCGAGCACGCGCGCAGACGUCGGCCCGCCCUGCGCUCCGGCAGCUAAUCUACCGUGGACUACUAACGCAUGCGUUCUAAUUUAUCGUGUUCUAAUCAUUUUAAGGUUCAUUUUAAACGGGGGCAUUCGAAACGACUAAUUGCGAUCGGCUACCUGUGGUGCUAAAACUAAUAUUAUAAGACCCGGCCCCCGGUGUGCGAAGGGUGAUAGAUUGUUAAGUGAUUAAUUUUAUUAAAUUAUUUAAUCGAGUCGCGCUGCCAAAAAUCAUGUCUCGAAUUAUAUUGGUCCGUUGUAGAUGUUUAGAGGUCUAAAAACGGUUUAUUGAGAGAGAUAUAUUUAACUUAUAUAGUUUAUAAAAUGAUGUUGUUGUCGACGACGCGAAUGCGACGGAGACCUUCGAGCCCCGCGGGUGGCCGCUCCUCGGACUGAUCUGAAGGCCGCUAAUAAACCUUAAAUACGCUUCACUCAUCACAUCAAAUGAAAAAGCAAUAGACAUUCCAUUUUAUAUUAAAAUAAUGUGCUUGAAUAACUUAUAUUGAACGAGCUUUUGACAAGCCUACGUCUUUAGACCGAUAUUGAACCGAUAUAGUAUCUGUUAUUUGAAAUAUGACCUUACACGUCUGUUAACUUGACCCACUAGGUCCAUUAGAUUUGUUACAGUUUUUGAUACAGGUAGUGCGUUUUACUGUAUAUUGUUAAGUACGAGUAGCUUUGUAGAAAACGACUGAAACGCGACAAUAUAUCUCUGGUCUUAUUUCUAUUGCUACAAAGACUUUUCCAUCUAGUUAUAAGGGUCACAUUCAGUAUAAUUAUAACUGUUUACUUCUAUGGUAUAUAUUGAGAUUUUAUAUUACAUUAUAAAUAUUAUAUCCAAGAAGGACCAUUACCCAAAUUCUAUUCUUAUAUGUAUUACCACUUUAUCAUAAUGUAAUAUCGUAUAACCCGCGUCCCGUUGGUAUAUAUUUUUUAAGAGAUACCUUUUUUUAUUGUCCGUAUUGAUUUCGACAGGAACUGUAGAACAUGUUUGAAGAGAGAGUAAGAUAAAAUUAAUUUAAAUUUUGUUCGCUAGACACAAUAAUGGAAAUAAUAAUAUGAGUAGGCAAGGAGUGCUCACUCCAUACGUCGAUAACGCAUUUAAAAUGAGUUUACCAUAUUAUUUUGUACUGUACCAUACUUCUGCAGGAAGUAAGGAAUGUAUUAACUGAUUGAGCACUCUCUAGUUUACAACUUUACAUAUUUCUCUACUAAGGCACAAAAUAAAAAUGUAUUAUAAUAAAAUGACAAGUUGUAUUUUGAAGUCUGACAAUAUGACGAGUAAAUACACUUUUGUCCCGAUGUGAAAUAAAUUUGUUAUACAAAAAUAUUCUUAUCUAACUACCUAAUUCGUAUUGAUGUAAGGUUUAUAACAGUGCGCUAAAAAACGAAACAUACCUAUAAGUUUUUUUUUAUUAGCGCCAGUCUCUCGCACAAACAUAAAUUUUCAAUUUUAUUUUUUUAAUUAAUAUACCUACCUCAUUAUACACUGUUUAAACAACUCUGCGCCGUGGACGCACAAAAUAAUGUGCCUAAAAUUGGACGAUAUUAUCUCGGUGUAUUGAUAAAACACAUAAAUUGAGUGACGAAAGUAAUGAUUAUUUGUAGCUUUUUUUAUAGUCAAUAGUUUCUCAUUAUCAUAUCAGACCCACGAAACCUAAAGAUAAAAACGAUGUUUCUGUAUUACAAGCAACAGUAUUACACAUAGAAAACUGCUGUAAAUCGAAUUUUAUAUCGAAUGUUUUGAUAUCAGUUUUAUUAUCGUUAUAAAUGUAGAGUGAUCCAAGAUCCCGUUCCUACCACGUUGUGCCAAAUCUUACAAAUGUUUACAUACUUUACAUAGGCCCUUACAACCCUGUCUUCCAUGACUUUGUAAUACAAGUGUAGGUUAUUGGAAGGUGAGUUGUAUCACCGGAUAGCGAGAAAACAUUUAUACAUUAUGUAUCAAAUAAUUUUUAAUAUAACUUAAAGUCAUAGAAUAUAAAAUGUAUGAUUUAAUAAACAUAAAUGAAUGACGA